Molecule: messenger RNA, 2677 nt
Organism: Nothoprocta perdicaria
Lineage: Eukaryota; Metazoa; Chordata; Aves; Tinamiformes; Tinamidae
Gene: FAM47A
Product: family with sequence similarity 47 member A
Exons: 8
Coding region: 136-1137 (333 amino acids)
Source: RefSeq, a predicted model, not a curated record
AAAGGAGCUGUUACAUGAACCAAGAAGCUGGAAUUUAACCAGUACCUUUGCCUGAAGCAAAACUGCACAGUUAUUAACUUCAGAUUUUCUUGAACAUUGAGUUACCUUUUUAUAUACGAAGCACUGUGAAAUAAAAUGCCUUUUUUGUCUAUGAAAUCUGCACAGCUUGAGAAUAUCAGAUGUCUUAAAGUGUCUUCUAACUACUUUCGGGAAAGCAAACCGAUGCUAUCAGAUUCCCUUAAUGGGCAGCGCUGGAUAUUCCUGAAAAAGGGCUUAGACGACUUCAGAGAUGGCUUUCCUCCUUCAUCUGAUAAUGUGAUGGUGUAUGGCACAAAACGAACUGUCCCAGUUACCCUUAGAAACAAUGCACUUAAAUCUUCCUGUGCAGCUAAACAGAAGGGAAGGAAGAAAAGCAGAACACAGGUCUGUCUUUCCAAGCUUAGUCCACUGCAGCAAGCCAGGAGGGAAUAUGUUGUGCAGCUUUUUGAGGAGGUAUUUGGAGUCCUGUAUCCUGAAGUGCUUUUGAGGGUCAAGGCUGGGUACAAUGGCUAUGAAAAGAAGCGCCAGAUGCUUCAGGAGUUUUGGGAAGACAAACAAACCCAAGCAACAAGUCCCCAGACACAAGAACUCAGCAGGGUGUCCCAAAGUCAAGAUGCAUGUACGUGGUUUUCCAAGAAGAAAGCAUCAGCAAGAGAAAAGGUGGCUGAGCUGAACAGCUUUGCUCUCCUCGAUGAACACAUAAAGCGAACGACCAAGCACUUCUGUGACUGGGUUAUUACACUGGGUGGAGGGAAUUGCAGCAUUGAUGAAGGUGCCCUCAUGAACCUGUUCAGCACCAGCUGUGGAAACAAGCCUGCCUUCCCUGGACCCUUCCAUGUUGUGCAACUGGGUGACAUGCAAGCAGGGCAGUCAAAGGGCCGGGAGAUUUUGCUUCCUCAGGCUGUUGGCAGGAGUUCUCGUACAAGGCACCAGCCUUGGCCUUUUAAGGAGGUGGAGACUAUGAAGUCCUGCAGUGCCCAUGCCUUCAAGGAAUUCCUGGAAAGAAAGGGCUACCGAAAGCCUCAGUUCCUGCUGAAAAUGCUGUCUGAGGAAGAUGAUGGUGAAGGUCAUGAGGAAGCACCCAAAUCUUGCAAAUGAUUUGGCAUGGAAGAGGCAUAGAAGAAAUGGAUCAAAUCACUCCUGACCAUUGAAUAAUAAUAAAAACUCUGCAUCCUCUUGAAAUGAAUGGGAGGUGGUAGAUGAAUUAGUUUCAGGAGAAAAAUCUCAUACCAGAGCAAACUUCAAGUUAGCGUCCAGUUUUGUUUGCAGCAAUGACCCGAUAAGUCUGGAGGUUAGACAGGGACUGCUGAAGUGCAGAGACUGACUGAAUAAGAAGUCUGGUAGUGAUUUGGUUGAGUUUGAAGACACUGAAGAUGCUGCAUUAUAACGUCCUGCUCUAAUCAGAGGCUUGUCCACAGUUAACUAGAUGCUUUGUAAGUAUCCAAAAUAGGCUUGCUGCUUGACGCAGCGUAAUUGACUCUUUCUCUAUGAAUUCUGUAAGGACUAGCUGGUUGCAAUUUAUAUAGCUAGGGAAGAAUUGAAAGCUGGCUGUGAGAGAAGGGUACUGUUUUGUGCACUACAGAAAGAUUGAAUGUGCACAGAAUAGAAGCUGACAUAGCUGUCUUCUGUAAUGGAGGCCACCUGAAAUCUUAGCCUGUUACCUAUUAAUAUACCAGAAAUAUCUAAAGGCAAGUCAAAUGCAUUCCUGCAUAGCUCUGUCACCUCAUGGAGGAGUUUGCUGCAAUACUUGGUAGCUGGCAUUGCAGAUGGCCUCCAACAUCCAUUUGUGCUUCACCAGCAUGUUAGAUAAGAGCAGAAACAAGACAAGGCUGGAGGAAGGAACCAUCUUUAUCUAAAGUGUCAGAAACAGACUUUUUCUCAGAGCAGCAUCUCAGGUAUAAAGCCUUUAUGUCCCAGGACCCAGGCUCUUGCAGAAUCCUUCAACUAUCUGUGUUCAACUGCCAUUUGUCCUGUUGGCCAGCAAUUACUCUUGGUAGGGAACUGUUUAUAUUUUGGUUUAUCCACUGUGGAAUAAUGUCUGAGCUCUAAGGAGUUGUGCUCAACUUCAUGUACUUGAGUUUCAGUAGCUGCUUGCAAUUGUUUUCUCCAGACUGCAAGCAGAAUUCUAAAAAUAUCCAUGCCUUCAGAAGGAUUUUUUUUUAAAUAAAAGGCAAGAAACCCCUAUUGCAUGCUAAAUUGGGCAGAUUGAGACAAGGAAGACAGGCUUGAGAGAAGGUGAGUGCACAACCGAUCUGCAAGCAGAUAAAAUGGCAAUUUUAGGAGUAUAAAAAAAUGAACAAUUGAAGGCUGACACAAUAUUAAAUGUAGUUGAAAAGCUCAUCUGAGUUGGGAAAAUAUAGCGGACUGAGUCGUUAGGAAGAUGUGUGUACAUGGGGAAGCUGUGUCCCCAUGUACGUACCUGAAGAGCAAUAUGGCAGAGCUCCCUUCAACAGGAGGCUCUUAACCCAGCACCAAAAGAAAGAUCCAAUGUUGCUUGCAAGUAGCCUGACCGCAUGCUCCCAGAAAGAAGGUCUUUCAAAGCAGGACAUAUUGUCAGCAUCUUGAAAAUGUUCCCAAUUAGAGUUUUCCAUGUUUGUCAGCCUUUUUUCCCUUGGCUGACAGGCCUCGGAUGCAUCCC